Molecule: messenger RNA, 1041 nt
Organism: Varroa destructor (honeybee mite)
Lineage: Eukaryota; Metazoa; Arthropoda; Arachnida; Mesostigmata; Varroidae
Biological process (GO): central nervous system formation; innate immune response
Cellular component (GO): extracellular region
Molecular function (GO): growth factor activity; Toll binding
Source: RefSeq, a predicted model, not a curated record
CCGUUUCUUGAAACAAUGAAUAAGGAAACGUCAAUAAAAAUAUUUCUAUUUUUGGUUUUUGUCAUGCAACUAUAAGCGAGGACACCGGACAAGAAAUUCGUAACGCUUCCACUAUGCCGAUGGGUGUGCUCGGUGGAAAAUUACGAAAACGAUUUCGUUGUGAGGAUUUUUCUUAUGCAAGCAACGUGUCUAUCGAUGUGAAUGUACUGGACGUUAUUUUAAAGUAAGGCAAUGCGAAUCCCUUCGUAACGAAGAUUCGAUGAUCAUUUUCAUUGGAAGAUCUUAGCUCACAGAUUAUUCUACGUACACCACAUCGCGGUGCCAUUGUUUUUAAACCGUCGGUAACGAAGGCGUUAUACAGCUCGGAGGACUAUGUGCAAUACGUUGCUAACCAGUACUAUAAUUGUUGCCUUCUUAGUAGCUGUAACUGAAGCACAGGAUUUUGCAGGCUCGGACUUCGUAUGGAAAGACAGCCUAAAAGAAUUGCUCACGGUAUACAAUCACAGUGCGGACGAAGAUAUCGAUCACGCAAUUGAUGAACACUGGGAAAGUGUGAAGCUUUUUGCAUCCACUGUUAGGCCAAACUUAACGGCGGAACAGCUAGAGGAAGGUAUUUUUCUUGAGCGUACCAUUGAAAGUAGAGUAGCAAUAAGUACAGAGUUGGACACGUGCAUCUCGAGUCAAUUGGCAGCUAAGCCAAUAGCCGCCAUAUCCGUUCACGACAAAAUCAAAAAGAAGAUUCUCAAUAAUAGACGCUUCAGUCAAAUAGAAAUUUUGCGGUUUUGCCCAAAUACGCGGGCAAACUGCACAAACAUCGCUGCUAUAGGAAAUCAGCAGUCUGCACGCAGUCGUUGGCUGGAAGAAAACUCAUAGCUUUGAAUCCUGUCACCAAGAAAGUAGAAGUAGAUAUUUUCUGGCUACCUUCAGGAUGUUCGUGUGUGGUCAAGUCCCCAAUAUGAGCUUGUAAAAAAACAAAUAAAUCCGUAUGCUGUAGUUCUUUUCAUAUUCAUUGGGAAAGCUCUUUAUUGCAAGAAAUAGUUA